GACACCGAACGACCAAGUGCGCCUGCUCCCGCUGCCAGCGUCCCCGCCUGGUCCCCCUUCCCCGCCCCAGCUCACGGCCAAGUCCCCUUCGUUCUCCAGGGCAUCCCGUGCUGCUCAUUACCCCGGCCUUGCACUCCCUUUGCAUCGGCCUUAUUCUCUUGCUUUUUUCCUCCUUUUAUUAUUAUUAUUCCACGCAGCGCGUGUCUCCCAAAGCUCCCCAUGCAAGGCCGCUUACAACCCCCUCCACGUCCAGCAAAGGCUGCAUCGGCAAUUCGCAAGAAGGGACCGCCAGCAGGUCUGCACAUAGAGACCCCCGGCAUUCAUGGCAAUGGUCUCCUCGCACCUCCAACCGCCGACAGCUCUGCGUCCUCUGCAGCUGUCUCUCCUGCAACCUCAGAGUCGGGUUUUUCCUUUCCGCCACCUCCCAAAGGUCGAGUUCGUAACAUGAAGAGUCUGUCUCUCAUGCUUCCCUCCGCUCAGUCUUCGACUAGCUCCCUUGCAAUUCCUCCAGCGGAAGAACCGCCGACCAGCGCUGUUCCACCACCCUCUGCAGGCCGAAGGCGCACAUCUGUCUCCUCGUUGCCGGUACCCACUGCCCCAGCCUUGUUGCGUGGCGAAGAGGACGGUUCUCCCUCCGCACCCUAUGUCGAUGGCCCGAUCGAGAUUCUUCCUCGCAUCUACCUCGGUGCGGCUCACAAUGCCACUGACUGGGCCAUGCUCCGCCAGAAGGGCAUCAGGAGCAUCCUCAACGUUGCACGAGAGGUAGCCUCUCCUCUCGAUAGUGUCAACACACAGCAGCACCGCGGCUUCGCCUCGAUGUCCGACCUUCACGUUCAGCAGGAUGACUUUUACCCGGCGCACAAACUCAGCGGCCGUCCAGCCCUGUACUAUCUCAAACUCCAAUGGUCUCACGGUCAGUCCGACCUUGUAAAAAAUGGAUUCGCCACAGCCAUGGCGUUUGUCGACCGUGCGCACGAGCGUGGAGAUGGCGUUUUGAUCCAUUGCCAACUAGGUAUCUCGCGGUCAGCGACUCUCGUUAUCGGACUUGUCAUGCGAGCCGCUGCGACGAAAUCAGCUUCCGUGCCCCCUGAGAUUUGGGCGCUGAAGGGGAUGCAGGGUGCUUAUACCUACGUGAAGGAGAAAAGUCCAUGGGUUGGACCAAACAUGUCACUCAUUUAUCAACUCCUUGACUACGAACGCAAUUUGACCGGAGGAUCUUCCUCUCCAGCUGGUUCGAAUCAUUCUCGGACGUCCAGCGAUGCGGCUGAUGAGGAAUGGGGCCGCCGUCGUGCCAUGCUCGAUGAGGCUUCGGAGCCGGAGGAUGAGGAUCGUGAGAAUCCAGAAAUCGCACGCGAAGCUCGGGCCUUGGAUAAAGCGAUGGAGGAUCGUGUCGUCGCUCGCAAAGCGUCUAGCUCAUCGAUCGGUUCAGGCAUUGGGAUGGGUGCCGCAUGGAAAAAUCGUUACGGUUCAUCGCGUAAGCGAGCAGGAUCUGUUGCGAGCAACGGGACUUCAAAUAGCAUGCUCAGCGAGGAUCUGGUCGAGGAGGACGAGGAACAGGAAUUGCUUGGGACUGGAGGCGGGUUCGAUGCCACGAGUAUCGACAAUACUUCGCCGGAUGUCCUGGAAGGAGCUCACUCGAGUGAUGACGAUCAUUACGCUAGUCAAGCUACGCCCAUGGCGUCCCGCCUGCAACGUCCUCAGAUCGUCGUGCUACCGUCCGCUCCUGCUUCGAAGCCGUCAUUCACGCUACCACCAGUUCCUUCAGGCAUACGCAAGAGGGCACAAGGGAUGAUCGCUCCUUCGGCACCAGCUACCAAGUCCACUUUCUCGCUCCCGCCUAUGCCUAAAACUGCAGCUAAGUCCUCGUUCGACCUGCCCCCGGUACCGAAAACGGCAGCGAAGUCCUCGUUCGACCUUCCUCCGAUACCCAAAACAGCAUCAAAGCCUUCGUUCGAUCUCCCACCAGUUCCGAAGAUGGCAUCAAAGUCGUCGUUUGACCUCCCGCCUCUCAAUACCAGUGCCGUUGGUGCAGCAGCUAAGAGGCGUCGGCCGCCACCAUUAGGAAUACUUCCUCCCGUUCCUCACUCGCCCAUCGCGACCGUCGAAUCGACGCCGUCAACAUCGGUAUCGUCCGCUCGUUCUAUCCUCCUAGCGCAACCUCAACAUUCGCAACCUCAGCUACCGCCACGCGCACGAACCGUUUCCCGGAGACCCAUACCCCCACCUUUGCAGAUCAUGUCCCAAUCCAACUCCUCCCAAAAAUCACUGCUGCUCUCGGCGGCCUCGACGUCGUCAAGUCGGAGUCACGGUAGUAGUAGCCGAAAUUCCCGUAGCUCGAAUGGCUCACGCAGUUCACACCAGCACCCACUCUUCACGCCAUCCUCCCAGACGCUCUUUGUGUUCCCGCCCUCGCCUACGCAGCCUUCCGCGUCGUAUAUCUCGGGCUCAGCAACACCGUCGGCUAUGACCUUGACGUCCAAUCCUAUGCCUAUACCGUUUCCGACGAUCUCGACGCCGAGGUUAUCGAGUUUGAGGGGCCAGCAAGGAAGCAGUGGGAAGUCAAGAGGAUUCUUUGGGAUAACGACAGCGCCAGUGACUCCGACCACAGCGCAUUCGAGAGUCGAUGCGCGGGGAUGGUUUGGCAUGAAAUGAAGCACUACGAUCAUAAUGCUUUACGCUUCAUGACCAGACCGCCUCACUCAUUUUCGCGUUUUCGUCUUCAUUGGUGGAUGUACAUCUAGUUCGCACGGUACGAUCUGACGAGACAUUUGACAUGCCGGACAGUUUUCUUCGCAUUUUGAUUUAUUUUCUCUGUCGUCACGCGCUUCACUCACUCGCACGUUGGACCUCAUCCGCACUUCAUUGCACUUGGCUCAUCUUUUUUUGGCUUCCAAGCCUCGUUCUCCGUUUCUCGUCUCUUCGCUCGCCACAUUGCAUUGUUGUACAACUCAUCCUUCACGCACACGCAAUCUCGCUUUCGCACCUCACCUCAUCGGACUCGACAUUUUUCCUUGCAGCCGUGCAACCUCACAUCCCCUCACUCAUCGAUAUUCAUCUGUCAUCCUCAAUUCAUCCCCCUUCCGUCUCACCCUUCUCCUCCCCGCUGUCCGACUUGCACUGCUGCAUUUUCUCUCCAUUUCCGUUUUUUCUCCGUCCUCGCAAGCGUGUUCGUUUCAUCGUUUGGCCCGAGUUUUGUUCAGUGUGUAUCAUUUUUUACUUCUUUUCUUUGUCCAUCUAUCUUCAUCUUCAUCCUCAACUGAUUUUAUUUCUGCCUUCCGCCCCAUCAUCUCUCAGUCCGUCUGUCCAUCUGUCCGUGCAACCAUCUAUUUACAGCGGCCGGUUCCGCUUCAUCAUCUUCAUCCACCUACACACCUUCCGAGCGCCGCAUCGUAUCCUUCAAUCGGCGUUCGAAAGUCGACUUCAUUCCUGGUUCACUGGGAUGUUCGACCUUGUGCUAACGCCCAUGCUCAACGCGUCGCGCUCUUAGCCUUUCAAUCUCGCCUUUGUCUUGUUUUCCCCUUUUGCUGUAUGCAUACCUAUGGAUAUGGAUAUAUAUGUACCUAUACAUUUAUGUCGAUCAUCGCUGACAUCGAGGCAUCGAGGAGAGUGUUUCUUCAUCUCGAGACGAUUCGGACUUAGUACAUAUUGCCCGUGGUUCCGUAGCUUACAGUAAGCUUACAAUAAGGUAAGGAAUGAGGGAAGAAGGCAGCAGAGGCUUAGCGUAGCGUAGUGUGGUAAUUUGUGGUGGCUCGUAGUUCAAAGGAAAUAUAUAACAG
Messenger RNA from Stereum hirsutum FP-91666 SS1, 3776 nucleotides. RefSeq lists its product as uncharacterized. Gene Ontology annotation, cellular component: cytoplasm. Gene Ontology annotation, molecular function: MAP kinase tyrosine/serine/threonine phosphatase activity; protein tyrosine/threonine phosphatase activity. Bases 220 to 2652 code for a protein of 810 amino acids. The record is from RefSeq and is a predicted model, not a curated record. NCBI's taxonomy places the organism in Eukaryota, Fungi, Basidiomycota, Agaricomycetes, Russulales, Stereaceae. The transcript has 3 exons. Gene Ontology annotation, biological process: protein dephosphorylation; negative regulation of MAPK cascade.